GCGGCCCACUAUAAUACCAUGGUGACAACUGACAAGUAGUAAAAUCCACUGAAAAAGGUUUCAUGCAUUGUCUGUAAUGGCUUUGUUAACGUCAGUUUGAGGAUUGUUAUAGUUGAUUGUAGCAAAGUUUUGAACAAAUUCAGAUACAAAAAUGAAAAAUACCGUUAGUAACGAGAAUCAGGCAAUGAUAAAACGUUUCGUGGAACGAAGUUGGCAGUUAAGCAAAUGUAAAAAAUGCAACAGUUUACUUCAUGACCCUGUGAAAGCUAUGUGUGGGCAUUUAUUUUGUCGAACUUGCAUUUUUGUGAAAGUUCACCACCAUACAAAUUAUACAGAGACUCAGUCAGACUGUAUUGUUUGCCAAGAUGUAGACUCAAACAGGGAUAUUGAAGAGGUCAGUUUGAAGAUUAGCAGACUCUCUUCUUGUCUUCUUCAGUUUGUGAAAGACUUUUGCUCUGAGGGAGGCGUCACAGUUGCUAGUUCAAUUGGCCCAAAACAGAGCUCAGAAACAAAGCUGUUAAUCCUAACUGAAGAAAAUCUAUAUUCUCAAGAAGUGAAUCUGGCAAUGGAAUCUGAAACUUGCAGUGGCCCUAUACUAAUAUCUGGCCUACCAUCCCCUCGGCUAACUAGCCAUAGAACUCUGCAACCAACACAGAAAGUUGAUCAAUGGCUGAUGACUUAUUCAGAUGAAGGUCCAUCAACCAUGCACAAGGAGGAAGAGUGUGAAAAUAGCGUUAGCGUUAAAAACUCUGAAACCCUUUCUUCUCAGUCGCUGAAAGUUUCGUCGCCGUAUUUGACCUCUUCGUCAAACGGUAAAGAGCUGUCAUACGACAUUGUUUCAGCACCCAGUCCACCACCGCCGCCAGGCGAGGACAUAGAUCAUCAGAUUAAACGGGGACGACCACGACGUGGGAGAGGUCGUCCAAGGAAAAAUGCCUUGCCAAUUAGUUCGGGUGAAAAUUUCGCGAAAAAACGUGAGCGUUCGAAUAGCAUUACACCAGAACUAAAAGUGUCUGGUAUCAAAACACCUAUUUCACAUACAAACAUUUCCGAAGAUAUAGAUGAAGCUAUUGCAUCCAAGUCCACGAAAACCAUCACUACUAAAAUGCAUUCCUUUAUGUUUCCCUUAUCAAAAAAUAACCGUUUUCACCUACCCAAAGGUUUAGUUCAAAAUGAAAUAAAUAUGACGCAAGACGAAACAAGACAAGUACUUGUCGAUACCGGCGUUUCGUCAAAUAAAGAAGUGUUUGAGAAACAGGCAGAUAGUUUCGGUCGAGAAUGUACCGAUGGUGAACAUUCUGUAAACCAUCAUACAGAUACCGAGUGUUCUACAGCAAACCGUGAAGAUACACAAACUCCGGAAUCAUUUACAUCGAAUGGAUUAAACCUUCAACUACUGCCUUUAACAAGUACUUCGAGCCCUCAGCCUGAAAAAUCCAGUCUGGCUCAACCGAUAGCCCAUCAUCUGACACCAGUUUCUCGUCCUAAAACGCAAAACCAUACAACUUCUGCAACAAAUAACCGUGACAUAUUUGCCGAUAAAUUACGGAAUCACGCGUCGUCUCUCGUAUCUAUUGGUAAACGGCGUACUGUGAAUUUUUUUUAUAAAGGCCGUGUCACCCCUAGGAUAUCAAUUCAUUCAUUUGAAAGACAACCGAUUAUCUUUACCCGUUUGGGGAAAUUGGGCCCUAUUCUUGACAAGACGACAGCAUACUUACCGUUUUCAUAUGGUUCGCGUGUUGACUCACAGAAAAUGACCUAUGCUCAGAAUACCCAAACCUCUUGCUCAACAUUCGUCUCACUAGCUUCAGUUGCGACUCAGACAGAAGCGAUUGAAGCUCCAUGUAUGACUACGGAAGUGCAAUCACAAUUUAGCCUGAGUCAACGUCAAGUAAAUGUCCUCUCGCAUAAUACGUUACACAUGGGUGAUCUACCAGUAUCGCCUGCUAAACAAGCGCGGAACGAAGAAAAUGGCGAAAAUUUUAGCAGAAGAGAGUCAGAUGAAUGCAGUGAAAAUAUGUUCGCCGAGGCAUUUAAGCGGACCAAAAGUUUGUCUUUGAGUGAUAAUGAAAAUGAGAUGGCGGAACGAAAACGGAGAAAAGUCUCGUCGCUAGAUAUUGUCAAUUCAGUUCCAGUUUCGUUAAUGCCAUUAUCUGUGGAACCAAGUCCUAGACUAGCGAAUGAAGUGCAUCGAGAAUUACAUGAAUUGAAUACGGACGAAGUUGCAGCCUGCAAAACUGUGGUGAUGGAAAGUGAUCCAGAUUCGGACGAAGAGGAUAUUCUUACAUCUACUCCUCCACGCCCAGCUCCUCCAAAUCGAACCCCGUGCAAACGCAUGGUUUUUACGUGUUCUGGGAUUCCGCGGCCACAGGUCAAAUUGAUUGAACAUUGGGCUCAAAGGAUUGGGGCCGAAGUAUCGCAAACGUAUAACUCUUCUGUUACGCAUGUGAUUGUUUAUCUGGACGACGAAAACUGUGCACAGCGAACUCUGAAAUUCUUAUAUGGCGUCGCUAGCGGUAUUUGGAUUGUAGGAGUCGACUGGGUUCAUAAGUGUAUCCGCGAGAAUAGAGUGUUAGAUGAAGAACCAUUUGAAGCACUGGAUAUGGAUGGAGAAGAUGGUCCUCGCCGAGCCAGACAGACUAGUCAAAAGGAAAAGUUGUUCGAAGCUUUCGAGUUUUGCUGCCAAGGGCCCUUUACUGACGUGACGGUUGAUCAGCUCAAUCAGUUGUUACAUUUAUGUGGUGCAGCCACGGCGCCUAGUCCAUCGCAACUAACAAAAAGACGGCGAUAUACGAUGAUUGUCAUCCAGACCGAGGAUGACGUCAACUUGGAAAUUGAACGUACAGCGGUCGACUGGUUCAACAGGCACAAAGUAGUUAGCGUUUCCCGCGAAUGGGUUUUAGAUUGCUUGGCCGCCUAUCAACUUCUUCCAGUACUCAACCAAUUCAUAGGUAAAUAUUCCGUUUCAGUGCUGAAGUUGAUGGGAUUUGAUGCACGCCUUGGGGUAUAAUGACCAUUUUUCUGUCCCGAUGCUCAGCAUCAUUUAAGUAGUCCAUCAAGCAGAUAAAGUGUGUCAUUUUUUUUUUUUUUUCUUUAGAAGGGAAGCUUUUUUUUUUGGAAUCCUUGUACUUUUUUUUUGGAUUUUUCCAAGUUUUAUUAAAUAAAUUGAAAUUCUUCCUCGUU
Messenger RNA from Daphnia magna, 3183 nucleotides. RefSeq names its product breast cancer type 1 susceptibility protein homolog. Gene Ontology annotation, molecular function: ubiquitin-protein transferase activity. Bases 152 to 3010 code for a protein of 952 amino acids. Lineage: Eukaryota; Metazoa; Arthropoda; Branchiopoda; Diplostraca; Daphniidae. The transcript has 6 exons. Gene Ontology annotation, cellular component: plasma membrane; BRCA1-BARD1 complex; BRCA1-A complex. The record is from RefSeq and is a predicted model, not a curated record. Gene Ontology annotation, biological process: negative regulation of fatty acid biosynthetic process; positive regulation of transcription by RNA polymerase II; double-strand break repair via homologous recombination.